AUGGCGUUGGUGGUCUUGGUGACAAGUCUGAUUGUGGCUCUGACUGGAGCAAAGCCAGAGCCUCAUCGCACCGUCGUGAAUCUGAGUCAACUCAACAUCACUAUUGGGAAGUCUUCAUUGGAUCCAUUCAAGCCUAAUAUCACCAUUGGAUUCCUCAGCUGUUUCAAGGACCUCGGGAAGUUAAUAGCAGGAGCCGUUCCGUUGGCCGUCGACCUAGUGAACAAGGACCCCAUGCUCCUACCGGAUCACAACCUGCAGUUCAUAGCCUACGAUUCCGGAUCGCCGGAUUCCGCCCAGGCCAUUCGCCGGAUGACAUCCAUGAGGGAGGAUGGCGUUGUCGCCUUCAUCGGGUUCGACGAGAGCUGCGAACAUGAAGCCCUGGUAGCGGCCGCAUGGGACAUGCCCAUCAUAUCAUAUAAAUGCUCAGACAGCAAGGUCUCCAACAAAUCCAUCUUCACCACAUUCGCGCGCACGCUCCCUCCGAGCUCCAAAAUGUCCACGUCCAUCAUAUCCCUCCUGAAGCACUACAUGUGGACGAGCGUCAUCCUGCUGGUCGCCGAUGACCCGUCCCACAAGCAAGUGGCGGAUGCGCUGGUCAAGCUGGCCUUGGCACAUCGGAUAGACAUCGCCAAGACGUUUUACCUUCCUGGGGAUUAUCUCACUAAGGAUAACAGGACUCUUAGAAACAUUAUCAGGGAUACCUACAGGCAAACGAGAG
This is a messenger RNA of Uloborus diversus, 718 nucleotides long. Its product is annotated as guanylate cyclase 32E-like. Gene Ontology annotation, molecular function: signaling receptor activity; peptide hormone binding. The transcript has 3 exons. The record is from RefSeq and is a predicted model, not a curated record. The annotation marks the transcript as partial. Lineage: Eukaryota; Metazoa; Arthropoda; Arachnida; Araneae; Uloboridae.